UCUUUCCCUGACAAAUGGAAACGUAUACGCUCGACAUAAACAAAUAAAAGCGUCACAGCCGGAAUGUUUGCGGUAGUACGGUAAACUGUAUAUUUUAAAGUAUCUUAUCCCCGUUGCAUUUGAGUUUCUAUCCAGCGCACUUUCAUACAUUAGCACAAUGGAUGAAGAUUUAGAGUUUCGUGAUAUGGUUUUAAAAAAGAUGGAAGAUAAUGGUUCAUUACUCGACAUAAAGGCUAAACUACGAGCACUGCUGUAUGAUGUUAUAGAAAGCGAACAUACUGCCCCCAACGAUCAAGUGGAUGAAAGUGACCUAACUUCUAGCACGUUUGAAAAGGAUUCUGUUGCUCAACUAGACGCAAAAGCUUUAGUCUAUGAACUGAUGCUGGAAACGUUAGGAUCGUUGAAUCUACAGUACACAAGGAAAAUCCUGUUGGCCGAAUCCGGACAUCGAAAUAUGACACUCACCCGUGAGCAGUUGGCACAACAGCUUAAUCUCGAUAAUACGUCCAACACUCUGUCAGGUCAACCUUUACUAAUUUCACUGAUAAACAAGUUGCGCGAUGAAAACGCCGCAACGGAACAACCCAUCAAUGAAAGCAGAGAGCAUCCUGAUACAAUUACUGAGGGCUCACAGAGCAGUGUAGAGCAUUUACCGGCCGACCUAUGAAACGAUUGCGCGAAACAUACGAUACCAGGAUGAUUUAUUUUCUAAUAUGUGAACUCAAACAUAAUCCCACUAUCGUGUAGGUGUGUGUAUGUG
This is a messenger RNA of Anopheles funestus (African malaria mosquito), 760 nucleotides long. RefSeq lists its product as uncharacterized. Lineage: Eukaryota; Metazoa; Arthropoda; Insecta; Diptera; Culicidae. The record is from RefSeq and is a predicted model, not a curated record. Gene Ontology annotation, biological process: microtubule anchoring. Gene Ontology annotation, cellular component: microtubule organizing center. The transcript has 2 exons. The coding region runs from base 158 to 667 and encodes 169 amino acids.